This is a messenger RNA of Bufo bufo (common toad), 2091 nucleotides long. RefSeq names its product cartilage acidic protein 1 (gene CRTAC1). Bases 94 to 1938 code for a protein of 614 amino acids. Gene Ontology annotation, molecular function: calcium ion binding. Lineage: Eukaryota; Metazoa; Chordata; Amphibia; Anura; Bufonidae. The record is from RefSeq and is a predicted model, not a curated record. The transcript has 14 exons. Gene Ontology annotation, biological process: axonal fasciculation.
CCCUGAGUUGUACAAAGCACAAGAGAGGUAUAAGGUGGCCAAAGCACAUAGGAAACUUGUCAACUCUUGCAGAUCCAACUAUAGGGGAGGAGGAUGCUGAAGGCACAUUUCUUCAUAACAGUGUCAAAGAUGAUGCUCCUCGUCUUGCUGCUCUCCAUUGUCCUCUGCUGCGGGGGAGCACAACGUUCAGAGCCAAUGUUCAUAGCUGUAACCAACACCGUUCUACCGCAAGACUAUGAAAGCAACCCAAUGCAACUCAACUAUGGGGUGGCCAUCACUGAUGUGGACAAUGAUGGGGACUUUGAAAUUGUAGUUGCUGGAUAUAAUGGACCCAAUCUUGUGUUGAAAUAUAUCAAAGAAAAAGGUCGCCUGGUGAACAUAGCGGUGGAUGAGAGGAGCUCUCCCUAUUAUCCGCUCCGGGAUCGCCAGGGCAAUGCCAUUGGGGUCACCGCCUGUGAUAUAGAUGGCGAUGGACGAGAAGAGAUUUAUUUCCUGAACACGAACAAUGCUUUCUCAGGGAUAGCCACAUACUCUGACAAGCUGUUUAAGUUUCGGAAUGGGCGCUGGGAAGAUCUACUCAGCGACGAGAUCAAUAUCCGCAGAGGAGUGGUCAAUCGGUUUGCUGGGCGCUCAGUCGCUUGCAUUGAUAGAAAGGGCACUGGGAGAUACUCCAUCUAUAUUGCAAACUAUGCAGACCGCAAAGUGGGCCCCCAUGCCUUAAUUGAGCUGGACGAGGUUACAAGUGACGUAGCUAAAGGAAUAAUUGUGCUCUCAAAUGUGGCAGCUGAAGCCGGUAUUAAUAAGUAUACAGGUGGACGUGGAGUCACCGUUGGACCCAUCCUAAGCUCCGCAGCUUCUGACAUUUUUUGUGACAAUGAGAAUGGACCAAACUUUCUCUUCCAGAAUAAAGGCGAUGGGACAUUUGCUGAUGUGGCAGCUAGUGCAGGUGUAGAUGAUGCCUACCAGCACGGUCGAGGUGUAGCUCUAGCUGACUUCAAUAGGGAUGGAAAAGUAGAUAUCGUAUAUGGAAACUGGAAUGGACCUCAUCGCCUGUUUUUACAAAUGAGCACAAAUGGAAAAGUUAGAUUCAGGGAUAUUGCGACUCAGAAGUUCUCGAUGCCUUCUCCAAUCCGCACUGUGAUUGCUGCUGACUUCGAUAAUGAUCAGGAGCUGGAAGUCUUUUUUAAUAACAUUGCCUACAGGGGCUCUUCAGCGAAUCGUAUGUUCAGAGUUGGACGUCGGGAACAUGCAGACCCUUUUAUGGAGGAACUCAAUCCAGGAGAUGCUUCAGAGCCAGAAGGAAGGGGAACUGGUGGCGCUGUGACUGACUUUGAUGGCGAUGGCAUGCUGGACCUAAUCUUAUCCCACGGAGAGUCCAUGGCGCAGCCCUUAUCUGUCUUCAAGGGGAAGCAGGGCUUGAAAAACAAUUGGCUCAGAGUGAUCCCUCGCACCAAGUACGGAGCUUUUGCAAGAGGUGCUAAAGUGGUCCUAUACACCAAGAAAAGUGGGGCCCAUCUAAGAAUUAUUGACGGCGGAUCUGGGUACCUUUGUGAGAUGGAACCGGUCGCGCACUUUGGCCUCGGCAAGGAUGAGGCGAGCAGCUUGGAGGUGACUUGGCCUGACGGCAGGAUUUUCACCCGAGGCAUCGUUGAAGGGGAAAUAAACUCUGUAUUGGAAAUUGCAUAUCCUCUUGAUGAAGAUAGUGUUACUAAACCGACGGCUAUAGAGUGCGGCCAGGGCUUCUCGGUGAAUGAAAAUGGACAUUGCGGAGAUACUGAUGAGUGCAUACAGUUCCCAUUCGUUUGUCCUAGGGAGAAGCCCAUUUGUAUCAACACAUAUGGAGGCUACAAAUGUCGUCCCAACAGGAGAUGCAACCGUGGCUUUGAGCCAAAUGAAGAUGGCACAGCUUGUGUUGGUAUGAACAAUGGAUGGUUUUAAAAGGGCUUACCGUAACUCAAAAUUUUAUAAUAGGGUAUAUCAAAAUGGUUUUUUUUAACUGGUCAUGAGGAUUCAAGAUGUUUUUGUACUAGAAAUUGUCCUAGUAUAGAAAAUAAAACCAUACUUUGGAGUAAUAAAAUAGCCUGUGAAUGC